GUCUGGUCACCUUUUGCCAGGCGAACAGUAGUGAAGUACGCGUUUCCGUUAAACGAAGCUGCAGCGAGGACAAAGGGCGACUUAAAAGCGAAACAGAGUGAGAUAAAGGCCGGUGUAACGAAGAUUGAAUUGACGAAAGUGAACGCAAUCAAAAGAGAUGUCGGCGUUAAGUAUCUUGGUUAAUUGUAUCAUCUUGUGCGUUGCCUUUCGAGGCACAUUUUCUAUGCCGAAAAAAAUUGCUGUUCUAACGAUUAACAAAACCGAGGAGAUCGAUAAUACUGGCAGUCAUUCCGCUCACAAUCCAUUGAAAUUACAUUGGGAUCAAUAUCAAACUCGCAAUAUGAUGGUACACGGCACGGUGUGUGUGUGCAACCUUCGCCUGCGAGGGACUCCUCCUCGAGAUGAUUACACGUACACGGCUGGAAUCGGUUCCCAUAAAUUGCACACCAGAGCACAGGCGUGGAACACCGCGCGAAAAAUUUGCAACGAGGAAGGCGGGCAUUUGGCAAUUAUCAAUUCCUACGCGGAGCAACGGGUAUUAAUGGAACUGUUUAAACGAGCGGGCCCGGUGGUUGGUGCCACCUACAAGAAACAAGCCUCUCUGGGUUUGCACGAUCUUUAUAUGGAAGGCGAUUGGGUCACGAUACUCGGCGACCCUCUCGCGGUAACUGGUUUCACCGUAUGGAGCAGUUCUGGGGGUGGACAGCCGGAUAACUCGGGUGGAGUGCAACAUUGUGCAGGGAUGUUAAGGGAUGGAACUAUGGACGAUAUUAACUGCAACAUACCACACGCCUUCUUUUGUGAAAUACCUGAGCUAGCGCCUUUGUAAUCAUUUAUUUAUUCAACUCUUGGCAAUGAUAAUUUUAAAGCAACAAUCGUUCCUAGGUGGACAAAGAUGUUUUGGUUUUUACCUGGAACGUUGAUGAGGCUUUCGUAAAGUUUUAUUGUAAUUUGAAGAAAAUAUUAAGAAAUUUUGGAAUCUCUA
Molecule: messenger RNA, 985 nt
Organism: Osmia bicornis bicornis
Lineage: Eukaryota; Metazoa; Arthropoda; Insecta; Hymenoptera; Megachilidae
Product: hemolymph lipopolysaccharide-binding protein-like
Exons: 2
Coding region: 158-829 (223 amino acids)
Source: RefSeq, a predicted model, not a curated record